Messenger RNA from Cylicocyclus nassatus, 384 nucleotides. Lineage: Eukaryota; Metazoa; Nematoda; Chromadorea; Rhabditida; Strongylidae. The record is from the annotation of a GenBank genome assembly.
AUGUCUGGACGUGGAAAAGGAGGAAAAGCCAAGACCGGAGGCAAGGCCAAGUCCCGCUCAUCCCGAGCAGGACUUCAGUUCCCUGUCGGUCGCCUGCACCGCAUGCUCCGCAAGGGAAACUACGCUGGAAGAAUUGGAGGAGGGGCCCCCGUCUACCUGGCUGCUGUGCUCGAAUACCUCGCUGCUGAGGUACUCGAGUUGGCCGGGAACGCUGCUCGUGACAACAAGAAGACCAGGAUCAACCCUCGCCAUCUCCAACUAGCUGUCCGCAACGACGAGGAGCUGAACAAGCUGCUCUCCGGUGUAACCAUCGCCCAAGGAGGAGUCCUGCCCAAUAUCCAGGCUGUUCUUCUGCCUAAGAAGAGUGCCGGUGACAAGGAAUAA